AUGGAUCCCCAGCUCAAGCUGAUCCUUGACGAAAUCCAUCUGUCCAAGGUCGAAUUCGGGCGCCAGUCUGACGACCACGAGGCGCAGUGGGAGCGGCGGUUCUCCGACCUCGACAAGGACCGCAUCGCUCGGGACCAGGCCGUCGACGCCCGGUUCGACCUCCUCGAGGCGGCCUGUGGUGAGUUGCAGCAGCUCCGCGUCGAGCACGACCUCGACGAGCGCGAUGCACGCAUCACCGCCCUGGAGGCUGCCGUGACGGAUCUCGGUCGCUAG
Molecule: messenger RNA, 273 nt
Organism: Miscanthus lutarioriparius
Lineage: Eukaryota; Viridiplantae; Streptophyta; Magnoliopsida; Poales; Poaceae
Source: the annotation of a GenBank genome assembly